AUGGCCGGAUCUAAGGCUCUGCCCGGACUGCUCGCUAUUGUCACCAUUCUGGUGUGCUUGGUUCCUCCUAGCCUCGCUGCCGUGCCUGCCAUUUUCAGCUCUAGCGUCAGGUUGUCAGAUCCGACUGAUGCUGUCAGUUACGAGUCAGUUCAAGGAUCCGCUCUUCCUUCUCUUCUGUUCGACCCUUCUCGCGAUGAUUCGAUCUUCUCAUCCUUCGACGAGGAGAGGCCUGGCGUGGUGCUCGUGUUCCUGGGCAAGGAGAUUCAAACCACCGACCUGUCGUCUCCUACUGGAUCCGUCGAGCCUCUGAAGGCUCUCCUCUCCCAGUCCGCGUCCUCCAAGGUCUUCCCCUACGUGCAGCCGCUCGACCACGCCGCCACUGCCCACGCUCUGGACGCUCUGCUCGCCUCCUUCUCCUCGCUGGCGUAUGCGGGACAUGCUGCAGUCAGCACCUCGUGUGGCCCUGUCUCUCGUGCGGGGAUCCACCGCUUCAGCGGUGAAGACUCCCUCAAGGACCUUCUGAACAACCGUGCCAGCAUGAGGGCAGCUAGGGAGCUCGACAUGGUGCUGUAUUGCUCGGAUGCCCCUGCAAGCGCUGACUCACACGAUGAUGCUGUUGCAGCAGAGACUACUGAGCUCUCCUCUCUGGCAUCCCUCAUCAAGGCCAUCACCCCCAACUAUGCUCUCUUCUACACCGCACUCCCCGACGCCGACGUGGGAGCACAGAGGCGUCUCCUCGCUGCUGCUGACGACUAUCCUGCUGCCGGCACAGGUGCUGCUGAUGCUGCUGCUGAUGCUGCUGCUGCAGGCGGUGGUGCUGGUUUUGAUGCGGUUGGUGCCGGUGCGGAUGCUGGUGCGGGUGCAGAGGGCGUGGAGGGACAGGAUGUGGCUAGGGCGGCGGUGGUAAAGAACAAGUGUGGGCCAACGUGCAAGACCCGUACCGCUCUCCUUGAGGGCAUCUUUGCUGGCAUUGUGAUGCUCAUGAUUCUCGUCUCAGGUCUCACAGUCCUCUCUCAGAUUGACACGCCCACACGGUUUGAGGUUGCGCUGACAGCCCGCCUUCCCCUCUGGCCCGCAGCCAUGGCGCGGACCACCAUCCCCUUCUACCUAUCCCGCCUACCGCGUCUCUUCGGCCUUCUCUCCCUGCUUCUCCUCGCGUCGCUGAUACCGCAUCUACUCGUCUCCGCGCAACCCGCUUCGUCCGCUGCCGCGCGCAGGCAAGCCGCGCAACCCGCUGCGGCCGCAACGACGAAGUCGGCGGACCAGGACGCGAUCGCGAAGAAGCGGUUACAGCUCAACGACACUGUAGCGCUCGCCGUGGGGUUAUCCAUUGGGAUUUUCUUCCUGCUGCUGGUUCUGGGAUGCCUCGCGUGGGUGUUUUGGCGAUCGCACCGGAAGGCGAAGCUCGAGCAAUUGGAGCGCGACGCGGAGAAGAAGCUGAAUCUGGAGACGGCGCUGGUUGGCGGAAACCGCGCGCCCGCCGCGGGCGCGUCAAGGACGAAAGCGGUGAUUGAGUGGGAGGAAUCGCUGCCGUCCAUUGAUGGGAUCUAA
Closterium sp. Naga37s-1 is the source of this 1551-nucleotide messenger RNA. NCBI's taxonomy places the organism in Eukaryota, Viridiplantae, Streptophyta, Zygnematophyceae, Desmidiales, Closteriaceae. The record is from the annotation of a GenBank genome assembly.